AUCGGCACCUCGAGCUGGUGCAGUGCGUGCUGUCCCCGCAGUAGUCGGCUGCCGACCCUGUAGUACGCUCUACGCUCCGGCAGCUCACGUCUUGCUAUACCGCUACCGCUACCAACAGGCGACUUUGGCACUUUGUGACAACAUGUGCUACGCGGUCGGCGGAUGCGCGGGCGCAGGUCCCGCGGCCUCAUACGUGGCUGCGGCGCUGCAGUUCUUCGCUGCCUCCCAGUGCCUGCUACAAGAGUCAUAUCCCCGGCACGCCCAUGUCACAAAUGGAUCCCAGUACGACUUCAUCGUAGUGGGCGGCGGCACGGCGGGCUCAGCGCUGGCAGCGCGCCUCGCUGAAGAGGACCGAUUCAGCGUGCUGCUGCUAGAGGCAGGGCCGAACCCUCCCGUCGAGAGUAUUAUACCGGGCUUAAGACAAACCUUGAAAGAAACGCCAUACGACUGGAACUUUACAACAGUAGACGACGGUGUCACGAGUCAGGCGCUGGCGAGCCACGUCCAGAGACAGCCGCGAGGCAAGAUGCUGGGUGGCAGCGGCUCCCUCAACGACAUGGUGUACGCGCGGGGACACCCGCAGGACUACUACGAGUGGGCCGACAUCGCGGGCGACGUCUGGAACUGGACUAACGUGCUGGACUACUUCAAGAAGACCGAGCACAUGACGGAUAGCAAAAUCGUCGGCAACGAGGAGCUCAUGCAGUACCACGGCACUGGAGGAGCCAUCGAGGUGGCAGGAGCCCACUAUCCGGACAGCCCCAAUAGCAAAAUGAUGCAAGCAUUCCAAGAGUUGGGCUUUGCCGCCGUGGACGACAUGACGUACCCGUACAAGAUAGGUGUGGGCAAGUUCUCCCACACCGUCAGGGCCGGCCGCAGGGACAGCUCGUUGACAGCUAUGCUGAACAAAGUCAAGUCUCGUAAACUCCACGUUUUGAAGAAUACAUUUGCGACGAAGAUUUUGUUCGAAGGGAACAAGGCGGUCGGGAUACUAGCCGACUCGGAUGGCAGGGAGUUACAUGUUUACGCGAAACACGAAGUGAUCGUGUCGGCCGGCACGUUCAAUACUCCCAAGCUGUUGCUGCUGUCGGGCGUGGGCCCCAGUCAUAUCCUCAACCAGUUCGGCAUAGAUGUUGUCCAAGAUCUGCCCGUGGGACAAGGUCUGCAGGAUCACGUAAUGUUCUUGAACUUCAUGACUGCUCAUCGAGGAACGUGCGAGUUGAAGGAAAGUGAUGGUUACUUUAACGUGGUCAAAUAUUUGUACAACGGCUCGGGCACGCUAUCUUAUUCAGACAGUAUCGGGGCUUACUUGCCUCAGAAGGACAAAGACGCCAACAUUCCUUACUUCGCUAUCUACCCGUCCUGCGUGCCGGCCGGACAACUGACCAGUAAGCUGUGCAUGCAGGGCAUCGGCUUCACAAAUGAAAUUUGUGGAAAGUUACAGAAGGAAAAUGAGUUGCAUGAGCUGAUAGUGGCGGCCGUGGUGCUGCUGAAGCCGCAGUCUCGCGGUAAUGUCACUCUGAAGUCUGUACAUCCGGACGUCGACCCCGCCAUUUACUCUGGAACUUUUGACGACGAAGCAGACUUGGAGGGAUUCCCGGAAGCCAUCGAGAAAGCUCUAUCUCUGGUGAACACGACGCACUUUAAGAAGCUGGGCGCGAGAGUGGUGGACCUCACCCCGGAGAGCUGCGUCGGCCUGCAGGGCGCGGCGCGCAAGCGCUGCUCGGUGCGUGCGCUGGCGCUGGCGGCGUGGCACGCGGUGGGCACGGCGCGGCUGGGCGCCGUCCUGGACGCCGAGCUGCGCGUGCGCGGCCUGCAGGGGCUGCGCGUCGCCGACGCCAGCGUCAUGCCCACUAUGGUGCGCGGGAACACCAACGCGCCGGUCGUCAUGAUCGCAGAGAUGGCCGCCGACUUCAUCAAAAAUCAAUACGGAGACAAGUGAUUCUUGGACACCGUCUAUACCUGACGUAAAUCAAUAUUCUAAUUUGACGAAAUUGUAUUAAUAUUUGUAUAUCAGCAAUAGUAAUCUUAGUUAAUUGUUUGACGGAAUAAUUAUUGAAAAAUAAUGUUAUGUUUAUAUCUUGUAACCUAGGUAAAUACUGCAAGUACCUGUAUUGUAUUAAUUAUAUAUUUUAUGAUGUGACGAUGUCUAGCUUCGUAUUAUUAAGUAUUUAAUGUUGUAUUCAGCAAUUAUUCGUGAAUGUAUCGAGUAAGCAGUAAUUGUAACGUUAAUUUAGUGACGCAGUCGCCUGCAGUGAGUGUGUCUGCACGCUACUUGGAGGCUGCAGGCGGCUGCUGUUCCCAGCUACGAGAUAAUGGUACCUGCCUCCUGCGCGUGAUGUUAGUGAUAGGACAGUAGUGAGAGUAGAUAGCGACAGAACUUGCCGAGACCAAUUAUUUGCAGAGAAGAGCGUAAUACGUACGACUGCAGCGUUAACAAUUUGCUAACAACAUUUUGCUAGGCGCCACAUCACAGCUCGGUAUACGUGCGGAUUCUGAUUGGU
Messenger RNA from Spodoptera exigua (beet armyworm), 2504 nucleotides. The record is from the annotation of a GenBank genome assembly. Lineage: Eukaryota; Metazoa; Arthropoda; Insecta; Lepidoptera; Noctuidae.